AUCUCGGGGGAACUGUCCAAAGCUUGGCUUAUGACUCUGCUUCAAAUGCCCCUGCCAAACUCCACAGUUGUUGAUAGCCAUCACUGGUGGAGCCGGUGAUACAAGCAACUGGAAAUGUGUCCGAGCGAGAAGGCUAUAAAUGGGCCUCUGGUGCCCUCAAAUAUUCCAUGAUCUUAUCCUCCCUCGCAUUGCAGCCGUGCUGAGAAACAGCCCCCAUCAUGAGAACUCUCCAUUUUCUCCUGCCCUCUUUGGCAUUGGGCUCAGCCAUCUUGACUCGACAAGAUUCCUUUCAAUCUAAAUGUGCCAAGUUCGCAGACAAGAUCAAUCUGCCCAAUGUGCGGGUGAACAUUGUUGAAUACGUUGCGGGAGGAACCAACCUGUCCUUGCCAGACAACCCCGCUACCUGCGGCGCAACCUAUCAGUCCGUGACAGUGGACUUUUGUCGAGUGGCCAUGGCGGUUGCGACGUCAAACAGCAGCGAAAUCACGCUGGAGGCAUGGCUGCCCCGGAACUACACUGGACGGUUUCUGAGUACGGGCAAUGGAGGGCUCAACGGCUGUGUCGCCUACGAUGAUAUGGCGUACACAUCUGGAUUCGGCUUUGCGACAGUCGGAGCCAACAAUGGCCACAAUGGCACGUCUGGCGAGCCCUUCUAUCAACAUCCCGAGGUCGUCGAAGACUUCGCCUAUCGAUCCGUUCACACCGGGGUCGUCGUCGGCAAGCAGCUGACCAAGCUCUUUUACGAACAAGGAUUCAACAAAUCCUACUACUUGGGAUGCUCCACCGGCGGUCGUGAGGGCUUCAAGUCUGUGCAGCAGUUCCCCAACGACUUCGACGGGGUCGUGGCUGGAGCACCAGCCAUGAACUUCGUGGGCCUGAGCUCAUGGAGUGGCCACUUCUACCCCAUCGUGGGAACCAACACCUCGGACAGCUAUCUUUCGUCUGAUCUAUGGAUGGUCGUGCAUGAUGAGAUCUUACGUCAAUGCGACGGUAUCGACGGCGCGCACGAUGGGAUCAUCGAAGAUCCUGAUCUCUGCCACCCGAUCAUCGACACGAUCAUCUGCAAGCCCGGUUCCUCCUCGACCGAAUGUCUCACUGGCGCCCAGGCAAACACGGUACGCCAAGUCCUGUCUCCACUCUACGGAGUGAACGGGACCCUUGUUUACCCUCGUAUGCAACCUGGAUCGGAGUUGAGCGCCUCAGCCGUCUACUACGGCGGUUCGCCCUUCGCCUACAGCACCGACUGGUUCCGCUACGUGGUCUACAACAACCCAGACUGGGACCCAGCCACCUUCAACAGCCAUGACGUCGCCGUGGCGCUCGCGCAGAACCCGUACAACAUCCAGACCUGGGAUGCGGAUCUGACCCCGUUCCGCCAGGCUGGCGGCAAGGUGCUGAGCUACCACGGGCUCAUGGACCAGAUCAUCAGCUCGGAGAACUCCAAGCUGUACUACUCGCGGGUGGCCGAGACGAUGAACCUGCCGCCGGCGGAGUUGGACGACUUCUACCGCUUCUUCCAGAUCAGUGGUAUGGGCCACUGUGGGGGCGGUGACGGUGCAUACGGCAUUGGCAACACGGCAGAUUCGUUCAACGGCGUCGCGCCGGAGAACAACGUGCUCAUGGCCAUGGUGCAGUGGGUGGAGAAGGGGAUUGCGCCGGAGUUCGUGCGAGGAGCCAAGUUCGCUGAUGGAGUUGGCAGCGAAGUGGAAUAUACCCGCAAGCAUUGUCGCUGGCCCCGACGCAAUGUCUACAAGGGUCCGGCCAAUUACACGGACGAGAACGCAUGGCAGUGUAUUUAGUCGAGUC
Molecule: messenger RNA, 1806 nt
Organism: Aspergillus homomorphus CBS 101889
Lineage: Eukaryota; Fungi; Ascomycota; Eurotiomycetes; Eurotiales; Aspergillaceae
Gene: faeB-2
Product: putative feruloyl esterase
Exons: 2
Coding region: 219-1799 (526 amino acids)
Source: RefSeq, a predicted model, not a curated record